GACAGAGUUCCAUGUUUCAAAGCUUGAGCGAUGGCGGCCCCUUAUACAUCAGAAUGCCCUUUGCGUUUCGCAGUCGUUGGUGACUCGUGGGUCACCGAAGUGGAUGUUCUUCCGGAUGGCCGACGCCAACCGAAAUCCCUGAGUGCGAAUGCGCUCAAAGAUGUCCUGCAGCAGCGCAUGGGGCAUGUGGAUUUCACCGUGGCGGGAUUUCCGGGUCUCACGACCUGGGCCAUGCAUGACAUCUGCACAUCUUGCACCCUGAGACAUGCUGCGACCUUGUCUGCCGGCUGCUAUUCCGUCGGCAGAUAUCCCGCCGCCUCCCAAUGCGAACUGGAAGGCUUGCCGGUGAUUCAAGAUCCAUGUAGUGUCAUCGAGGACAUCGAUGUGGCGGUGAUUUUGGUUGGCAGCAACGAUUUGCUGAAUGCCGGGCCCUACAUUGACCAAUGGUCCCAGGAGAUCUUGUGGAAUCUGAAGACUGUGCGGGCGACGCUGAGAGAAAGGGGGAUUGAGGUGCUGAUUUGCUCCCUUUAUUUGAGCGAGGAACAGAAACAUGACGAUCCUUACAGAGAAGUGGUUCGGAAAAAAAUGAACCGCAAACUCAAGCGGCAUGGCGAAGUCAUCGAUUUGGAUUCUCUAUUUGGCAAGUAUGACCCUGCCCUUUGGCGUGAUGGUUACCACCUGAAUGACAUGGGUUGUGAUCACUUUGGCAAAUUGCUGGGGCACUAUUUGGUGCGUCGCUUUGGGCAGUUUCCAACAGCCCACGUCAAUGGCAAGGACAUGUUGCAAGUCCAUUGCGAUGGUGCCCAUUUCAUGCCGCGACUGCUAGCUGGAUCGUACGAGCCAAUUGGAAAAAUGCUCCGCGGGAAGAAAGUCUACAAGAAAUUUGGGGGGCCUGGAUCCCAAGAUGUCUUCAUCUUCUACUGCGACAGCAGAUGGGGAAGAAAAUGGAGAGGUUGGUACAUUGGCCCAGAUGUGCAUCUGCGUCGCAGCAGUUGGGCAUUUCACCCUGGACCUUCGCUGGGCAUCGAUGGAUGGUGGACCCAUGGCCGGGGACUUCCACGUUGGGCCAGCACCAGAGUGCGGGUGACGCGCAAGAGACGGCAAGUGAAAUGCAAAAGGAUCGUACUUUCCAAGAGCUACUGGGAGCAGAAAGCUCUUCGCCGAGUUAACGCUGGCUGAGAUCAGCUAAUUAAGAUUAGCUGACUUGCGGAGCAUUUUUUUUGGUGGUUUUGCAGGACAAAUUAUGGGGAACAAAC
Cladocopium goreaui is the source of this 1256-nucleotide messenger RNA. NCBI's taxonomy places the organism in Eukaryota, Dinophyceae, Suessiales, Symbiodiniaceae. The record is from the annotation of a GenBank genome assembly.